AACGGACCACAGUACCAGUCAGCAGCUCGAUCAAAGCAGUUCGAAAUAAAAUUUUGAUUUUGGUUUUUAGUUUAUUUUUCUUAAUUGAAAAUGGUAAAGUAUGUGGCUCUCUGCGUAUUCGCACUGACUUUUGUCAGUUUCGGCUACGGAAAUGUCGUUCCAUCCAGAGCAGAUAACCAGCUUGCUUUUCCCAGCUGUGGGGGAUACAUUUUUGUUGACGACGAGAUCGUGAUCGACGGUCCGUUUAACCAAGAUUGUAUUCUGCAAUUUGAAACACAAGAGGACCGCAUUCUGGCGUUCUCCGUCAUUGAUGGGGACAUGAAAGAUGUCCUACAUCUUUUGAACAUUCAUGACGGUUUCGGCAUUGACUUCCCUAUUCUCAAAGUUGAAAAUCAGAUCACUCACGAAGUCUCACAAAAAAACGCUCCGAUCGUCUUGUACACCACAAGUUCCGAAGCGAUUGUCACAUUCACAAAAAGGGCGGCAAAUUCAAAUAUGAAGUUGAAGAUUCAAAAAGCUGUAGAUUGCCCGCUCGGUAUCGGAGACAACACCCAAUGUGGUCGAGUAGUUGAUGAUGUUUCGUGCUACUGUGCUAUUUUCACCACUCGGAAUUUUUAUGAUCAGACCAUGAUUUGUCUUGAUAGCAAGAUGAAGUUGGUUGUCUUCGAAAAUCGAACCGAAGAAGAGGGCGUUCAAGCUACUUGGCCUGGUACUGUUGGCCCUGCAUAUUAUACUUCAAUGACUGAUUCUCGACGCGAUGGGACUUGGGUUUGGGAGAGCACGAUGACUGUGCUGAGUGCUGGAGAUUACACUAAUUGGUUUCCUGGAAGACCCAGUUACGUAGCCAACAAUGCCGAGGACUGUAUGUUGUACGGUGGUAGUUAUUUACAAUUUUGGGGGGAUGUUCCUUGCGCUAAUGGUUAUCGUGCUAUCUGUGAAGCUCAGCCAUAAUAAUUUCGGUAAUAAUUUGAAAAUCCAUUACUGUUGCUAGUUCUUACAUCUAUUGAUGCUUUCCUAAUGAAGAUAACAAAACUUAUUUUUUGAUAAUUUUCUUUGUUAACCAAAAGCAAAAAAGCAUAGAUAAAGAAGACGUCUUUAGUGGUCUUUAUCUGUGAAAAAGUAUCAUACUGCAAUAGCGAAAUAAAUAAUUAAAUGCGGCUGCAAUACAUAGUCAACUUCGUAAAAGAA
Molecule: messenger RNA, 1188 nt
Organism: Daphnia pulicaria
Lineage: Eukaryota; Metazoa; Arthropoda; Branchiopoda; Diplostraca; Daphniidae
Exons: 6
Coding region: 91-951 (286 amino acids)
Biological process (GO): biological process involved in interspecies interaction between organisms
Cellular component (GO): external side of plasma membrane
Molecular function (GO): carbohydrate binding
Source: RefSeq, a predicted model, not a curated record